AUGACCACCACCAACAAAAUCAGAGACAUUUUGGAAAUCAUCGAAGACGAAGAAAAUGGAUUGAUAUUCGAGAAGAAUGUUUCGAUUCCAUUGAAGUCAUCUCAUCUUCCUGUGAGAUGUAACGUCUACCGGCCAAUUGCCCCCGAAAGUGCCAAAUUUCCUGUCCUUGUAACAUAUGGACCUUAUGGAAAAGAUAUUCCUUACGAUAAUUUCUUCGCCAAAUCUUUCAGUGAAGUAAACCCUGAGCAUAAAAGCAAAUAUAGUGCUUGGGAAACCCCAGAUCCAGUAUUCUGGACAUCUAAUGGUUAUGUGGUGGUUCGAGCAGAUGAGAGGGGAUUGGGGCAAAGUCCUGGUCUCUUAGAUACCAUGUCUCGAGGCACGAGCGAGUGUUUUUUUGAUGUUGUUGAAUGGGCAUCUGAACAACCUUGGUCGUCUGGCAAAGUUGGAUUGUUGGGGAUUAGUUAUUACGCCGGCAGUCAAUGGCGUGUAGCAGCUCGAAGACCAAAAGGUCUUGCAGCUAUCAUUCCUUGGGAAGGCAUGACUGAUUAUUAUCGCGAUCGAUGCAGACAUGGUGGAAUACUCUCGGAUGAAUUCAUUCGCUUUUGGUGGAAUAGACAGGUCAUUACGAACCAAUAUGGUCGGCCUGGGCGCGCAGCUUCGAAAUGGGGUCAAGAUACUAUUGAAGGGGAUAUGGAUGAAGAAACACUUAUCAAAAAUCGCAACGAUCAGAAUAUCGAUAACGAAAACAACCGCUUUUUGGAUGAUGAGUAUUACAAGUCAAAGGACUUCAAUCUGGAGGAUAUCGAGGUUCCGGUUUUGUCGGUGGCGAAUUGGGGAGGUAUCUUAUUGCAUCUUCGAGGCAAUGUCAAUGGCUACAUGUGGGCAGGUUCCAAGUUCAAAUAUCUUCGUUUCAUCACUGGACGUCAUGAUCUUCCCUUUUAUUACAAAAAGGAAGUAGAAGUACAGAAAUCCUUCCUCGACGCUUUUCUCAAGGGAGAGGAUAAAGUAGGUUGGUCUGUCCCCGGUAAAGUCAGUCCCGUGAGUGUGAUUCUUCGAAAAGGAGAUGUUGGAUUCAACAAUGCCGAAGCGGAGAUCAAAUAUGAACGGAGAGAAGAAACCGAAUGGCCAUUAGCAGGAACACAAUACACCAAGUAUUACCUCACACCAGACAAAACACUCUCCAACAACCCGCCAACAUCAAGCGCAGACAUAAUAUCAUACGAUGCGUUAGGUAACUUAAAAGAUCCGAAACUCGUCCAAUUCACCAGCGCGCCAUUCGAGCAAGAAACAGAAAUCACCGGCCACAUCACCGCCCAUCUAAACAUAUCGCACUCACCCUCCGCCGCCGCAACUGCCCCCGAAAAAGACAUCGACAUAUUCCUGACCCUCCGCCACAUCUCUCCCUCAGGCAAAGAAGUGUUUUACACCGGCACAGCCGGAGAUCCUAUCCCACUAACCAAGGGCUGGCUCCGAGCCUCUCUGCGAAAAAUCGCAGAAUCCCAUCCUCGAAAUUUACCCCAUCAACCAUAUCGCGAAUAUCGCUCAACAGACGUUCAAGAAGUCACGCCCGAAAUAACCUAUGCGGUGGAUUUGGAGGUAUGGCCUACGAAUGUGGUGGUGGAGAAGGGGGGUCGCAUUGUGUUUGAGGUUAGUUCGGGAGAUACGCAGGGAUGUGGGAUAUUUGCGCAUGGGAAUUUGAGGGAUAGGUAA
Molecule: messenger RNA, 1710 nt
Organism: Sclerotinia borealis F-4128
Lineage: Eukaryota; Fungi; Ascomycota; Leotiomycetes; Helotiales; Sclerotiniaceae
Source: the annotation of a GenBank genome assembly